GUACGGGAGAUUCCAUGUGGGCCCGGUCUCUCUGGGGGUACCCGUGAAGAUUGUGCUUAUAUACAGCCCUUCCCCAUCUCCCUCUCCCUCUUCCACGGCCGCAUAAAGAGGGAGAGAGAGUUCAGAGCUGGGAAGAGGCUUCGAUAUCCCUCCGAGGUCCGGAGAAGGUGAGCUCUCAGGGACGACGCGAUGGGAGCCGGUGGAAGAAUGACGGUCCCGAACAAGUGGGAAGGCGAGGGAGACGAGAAGAGCCAGAAGCCGGUCCAAAGGGUUCCCUCCGCAAAGCCACCAUUCACACUAAGCGAGAUCAAGAAGGCCAUCCCGCCACAUUGCUUCAAACGCUCCCUCCUCAAGUCCUUCUCUUAUGUCCUCUAUGACCUCACUUUGGUGGCCAUCUUCUAUUACGUUGCUACCACUUACAUCGACGCCCUCCCGGGUCCACUACGCUACGCGGCCUGGCCCGUGUACUGGGCCCUGCAGGGGUGCGUGCUCACGGGUGUCUGGGUCAUAGCCCACGAGUGCGGGCACCAUGCGUUUAGCGACUACCAGUGGGUGGACGACUGUGUCGGCCUGGUACUGCACUCAGCGCUCCUCGUUCCGUACUUCUCCUGGAAGUACAGCCACCGCCGGCACCACUCCAACACGGGCUCGCUGGAGCGUGACGAGGUUUUCGUCCCCAAGCCCAAGUCCAAGAUGCCGUGGUUCUCCAAGUACCUGAACAACCCGCCAGGCCGAGUCAUGACGCUGAUUGUGACCCUGACCCUGGGCUGGCCGUUGUACUUGGCAUUGAACGUCUCUGGCAGGCCCUAUGACAGGUUCGCUUGCCACUUUGACCCGUAUGGCCCGAUCUACACCGACAGGGAGCGUCUCCAGAUCUACAUUUCUGAUGUAGGGAUCAUGGCCGCCACGUACACGCUGUACAAGAUCGCAGCAGCCCGUGGCCUGGCCUGGUUGGUUUGUGUAUAUGGUGUCCCUCUCCUGAUCGUGAACGCAUUCCUGGUCACGAUCACCUACCUCCAGCACACCCACCCGGCCCUUCCCCACUAUGACUCGUCGGAAUGGGACUGGCUCAGGGGGGCACUGGCAACAGCGGACCGAGACUACGGGAUCCUCAACAAGGUCUUCCACAACAUAACCGACACGCAUGUCGCCCACCACCUCUUCUCCACCAUGCCGCACUACCACGCGAUGGAGGCUACCAAAGCGAUCAAGCCGAUACUGGGAGACUACUACCAGUUCGACGGGACUCCGGUAUACAAAGCGAUGUGGAGAGAGGCUAGGGAGUGCCUGUACGUGGAGCCCGACGACGGGGCCAACAGUAAGGGGGUUUUCUGGUACAAGAAGAACCUCUGAUCACCAUUUACCACAUUGCUGGUCGCAAGUUAAUUUCAAGGUCAUACCGAACAAAACGAAUUAGAAUCUUUAGCUUUAGGGUGUCCUCUCUCUCUCUCUUGAGCGAGCGAAUAAACUAGUACUUGAUCGGACGUUUGCGCCAACGUGAACAGUUCGUAUCGUGUCGGUUCGACCUUUAGUGUACUGUGUGUUGGCUGCAAGUGAUGUGUAUUGUAACUUUUAUCUCCGCUUCCAAGCUUCUGAACUCGAAAUUGAAAUCCAUUCCCAGUUCUCCGUUUUUUCGA
Punica granatum (pomegranate) is the source of this 1637-nucleotide messenger RNA. NCBI's taxonomy places the organism in Eukaryota, Viridiplantae, Streptophyta, Magnoliopsida, Myrtales, Lythraceae. The record is from RefSeq and is a predicted model, not a curated record.